This is a messenger RNA of Leucoraja erinaceus (little skate), 1497 nucleotides long. Its product is annotated as heterogeneous nuclear ribonucleoprotein C-like. Gene Ontology annotation, cellular component: nucleus. Gene Ontology annotation, molecular function: RNA binding. The record is from RefSeq and is a predicted model, not a curated record. NCBI's taxonomy places the organism in Eukaryota, Metazoa, Chordata, Chondrichthyes, Rajiformes, Rajidae.
UUGUGGGUUGUUGUGGGCAACUUUUCCCUCCUCUCUCUAUCUCUCUCUUUCUCUCUCUCGUCGUUUCAACCCUCCCCCCCCGCCCCCCCUUCCCCUCACCCGGCCAACCAGGUUUUUUUCUUUUUUUUUUAAACAACAUCAUUUCGUUGUAUUUUACCCGAGGGAUUUUUUUUUUUUGUUGUUGUUGUAAAUAAUUUCCUGACGAAAACAACCGGGAGGAGGAGGAGGUGGUGGAGGGCGGGGGGGGGGGAGGAGGACAAGGCCUGAGGCCUGUGCUGUGUGUGUGCGUGGGAUCCCGACCCGACCCUCCUUUCCCGGCGUGUGGAGCAGCCCAGCCUCCCCAGCAAAGUUAAACCUCCAUUCCCGAUCAUUAACAAGGACAUCCGUCACCCCCCCCCCCUCAAACUAGAGCCGCCUCUCCCUCCCCUCCCUCCCUCCAUCCCUCAUCACCUCACCUCACCCCCCCACCCACCCCCCUCCUCACUGUCUCUCGGGGGUUUUGCCCUCUCCUCGUUUUGUGGACACUUUUUCCCUAAAAACCAGUUGGUUGGGCCUCACUAUAAGAUCAACAUGAAUGCAGAAGGGUACGAGAGCCUGAUGGCGGCCAAACUGAUGGCCAGCAACGUGACCAACAAGAACGACCCUCGCUCCCUCAACUCCCGGGUCUUCAUCGGCAACCUCAACACGGCCGUGGUGAAGAAGACCGACGUGGAGGCCCUGUUCGCCAAGUACGGCAAGAUCGUGGGCUGCUCGGUGCACAAGGGCUACGCCUUCGUCCAGUACGCCAACGAGAGGACAGCGCGCACUGCCGUGGCGGCCGAGGAUGGCAGGAUCAUCGCCGGGCAGUCGCUGGACAUCAACCUGGCCGGAGAACCCAAACCCAACAGACCCAAGAGUGGGCAGAAGAGAUCAGCCUCUGACAUGUACGGAUCCACAUCCGACCUUGACUACGAUUAUUACAGGACUGACUUUUACGACAGCGCACCCCCAGCCCGGCAAACAGAAGCGUACGAGAUCCCAUCACUCACCCGGAUGUACCCCUACCCCAGCCGGGUGCCCCCCCCACUGCCCCGGCCUGUGACCAUCGCCAAGCGCCCAAGGGUCACCGUCCCAGUGCCCAGGAGAGGGAAGGGCAACUUCAACAGCAAGUCCGGGCAGAAGUCGGCAUCGUCUGGGAAACCAGUGAAACCCAACGACCUCGCCACCAUCAAAAAGGAGCUGACACUGAUCAAGAGCAAAGUGGACUCGCUGCUCGACAGUCUGGACAAGAUCGAGAAGGAGCAAUUCAGCCUGGCAGAGACCAAGAGUGAGAAGAUGGAGGGGAUCGGGGGCAAGGUGGUGGUGGCGGCUGCUGCUGCCGGCGAGCUGAAGAAGGCGGAGAGCGAGGGGACCGUUGAUUUUGGUAAGCCUGAGCUGGACGACAGCAAGGGCCGCAAGGAGCGGGAGGAGGGCGAGGAAGAUGGUGACGAUGAUACUAACGGCCAGGACGGGCACUAG